Talpa occidentalis (Iberian mole) is the source of this 661-nucleotide messenger RNA. It is a transcript of the gene MRPL58, whose product is annotated as mitochondrial ribosomal protein L58. Gene Ontology annotation, molecular function: translation release factor activity. Gene Ontology annotation, biological process: mitochondrial translational termination. Gene Ontology annotation, cellular component: mitochondrial large ribosomal subunit. Bases 7 to 621 code for a protein of 204 amino acids. The record is from RefSeq and is a predicted model, not a curated record. NCBI's taxonomy places the organism in Eukaryota, Metazoa, Chordata, Mammalia, Eulipotyphla, Talpidae. The transcript is spliced from 6 exons.
CCGAACAUGGCGGCCGCCCGCUGCGUGCGCUGGGGUCUGUGCCGAGCCCGAGCCUGUCUCCUCCCGCCGCGCUGUCCCCGCCGGACUCUGCACAAGCAGGGAGACGGCACGGAAUUUCAGAGCAUCUACAGCUUGGACAAGCUCUACCCCGAGUCCCGGGGCCGGGACACCGCCUGGAGGGUCCCGGAUGAUGUGCGGAGAGCCAGCAGUGACAUCCCUCUAGAUCGCCUGACGAUAUCUUACUGCCGGAGCAGCGGUCCCGGCGGCCAGAAUGUUAACAAAGUGAAUUCCAAGGCUGAAGUCAGGUUCCACUUGGCAACUGCUGACUGGAUUGCAGAGCCCGUGAGGCAGAAGAUGGCCAUCACGCAUAAAAAUAAGAUCAACAGGUCAGGAGAGUUGAUACUCACCUCUGAAUGCAGCCGCUAUCAGUUCAGAAAUCUGGCGGAUUGCCUGCAGAAAAUUCGAGACAUGAUUGCUGAGGCCAGCCAGCCAGUCAAGGAGCCGUCCAGAGAAGAUGCUGCUCUUCACAGGACCAGGGUGGAAAACAUGAACCGGGAAAGGCUGAGACAGAAGAGAAUAAAUGCCGUCACAAAGACAAACAGGAGGGCGGAGGUGGACUGAAGCCGGCUCUGCAGCACACAGACCUCCCAGCACUUCCAGC